GGUUGCGGGGAUCAGGAAUGAGGGCCUCCUUGUGGGUUUGUGGAGGGUCGGUCAGAAUGGAACUGUCUGCAAUCACCUCCUCAUGUCAAGAGAUGAGUGAUACUAAGGAAGUAUAACUAAGCUGCAUGCCCAGCAGCAACUGGGCCCCGGCCUCAGAAUUCAGCCCAGGCAUGUGAGGAGACAGCUGCAGAACUGCAGGUCCCAGGAUACCUUUCACUAAUGAGCACAGAACACGGUCUGUAGGAUUCACGCAUGCCCAGUGUGGCGGCUGGAGCCUGUUUUCCAUAGGCUCCUAACUAGGUUAAAGAAGGUGGAGCACGUGGCCCCACCCCAGAACAGUCUCUAGGACCGCGUCUGAGCAGUGCCCCAGGGUGGAUCCGGAAUUGACCUUUGUACCUCACAGCAGGUCUGGGUUUGUGGUGACUUGCUGGGUGGGUCUGGAACUGGCUGCCAUUCCAACGCGUCUCAGAGCUGCAGGCAAAGGUUUGAAUCCAGGAUCCUUGUGUCCCUGCUCCCCAAUUCCUGACCCCACUCCUGCUCUUCAUUCUCUCCCCAAGGGACCUUCCCACGGGUGACCAGGUCUUUCUUCCUUUCUUUUUGGCUGUGUUGGGUCUUAGUCGCGGUGGCUGGGCUUUGUUCCCUGCCACAGGCAGGGUCUUACGUCCCCAACCAAGGAUCGAACCCACGUCCCCUGCAUUGGAAGUUGGGUUCUUAACUACUGGACUGCCAGGGAAGUCCCAAUAGUCCACUUCUGAUAGUCCCUUACUUGGAGACUCAACUCUUCCCUGUUUCCCGGCAGACAAGAAGUACUGGGAAGGAUGGACCCCAGUGCAUUAUCACCUGAGGGUACAGGUUAGGGAUCAGGGCUGAGGUGGGAAGAUGGUGUCAGUCACCAAAUACGAGGCCUUGAUGACUGCCCUGCCUCCUGUAGGUCCUGCUAGACAGUCACCAUGGCCUCUCAGCUUCUCAGGUUGGAAGAAGAGUCUGGCCCAAACCCUGGGGAGUCUGAACUGGCUGUGAACCCCUUUGACGGGCUCCCCUUCUCUUCCCGCUACUACGAACUACUUGAGCAGCGCCGAUCCUUGCCUGUCUGGGCUGCUCGCUUUAUCUUCUUGGAGCAAUUGGAGAGUAGCCCCAGUGGAGUGGUACUGGUGUCUGGAGAGCCUGGUUGUGGCAAGAGCACCCAGAUCCCACAGUGGUGUGCAGAGUUUGUGCUGGCCAGAGGUUUCCAGAAGGGUUGGGUAACUGUGACUCAGCCUUAUCCUCUAGCAGCCCUGAGCUUGGCCGUGCGAGUUGCUGAUGAAAUGGACCUGACCCUGGGUCAUGAGGUUGGAUACAGCAUCCCCCAAGAAGACUGCACUGGGCCAGACACUCUGCUAAGGUUCUGCUGGGACAGGCUGCUUCUGCAGGAGAUGGCCUCGACCCGGGGCACUGGAGCCCAGGGUGUGCUGGUCCUGGAUGAGGCUCAGGAGCGGUCAGUGGCCUCAGAUUUGCUCCAGGGACUCCUGCGAGAUGCCAGGCUGGGAAGCCUUCCAGGGGACCUCAGAGUGGUUGUAGUUACUGACCCAACCCUUGAACCUAAGCUCCAAGACUUCUGGGGCAACCCUCCUACUGUGUGUGUACCCAGAGAGACUGGCAGGUGUCCCACUCCUGUCUAUAGAGACUCUUUCCCUACUGAUCGAGUGGAAGCUGCCUGCCAGGCUGUGCUUGAAUUGUGUCGGAAGGAGGCUCCAGGAGAUGUGCUAGUGUACCUGCCCAGUGAGGAGGAAAUUUCCCUGUGCUGUGAGUCCUUGUCCAGGAAGGUAGGGUCCUUGGGAAACCAGGGGCCUCCACCACGGGUGCUGCCCCUUCACCCAGGCUGUGGACGAGCUGUCCAGGCUGUGUACGAGGACACAGAGUCGGGUGCCCGGAAGGUUGUGGUCACUCACUGGCUGGCCGACUUCUCCUUUUCCCUCCCUUCCAUCCGACAUGUCAUUGACUCAGGACUGGAGCUUCGAAGUGUUUACAGUCCUCAGAUCCGAGCAGAAUCUCAAGUGUUGAGACCAGUCAGCAAGUGUCAGGCAGAGGCAAGACGACUACGGGCAGCAGGGAUCCCACCAGGAUCCUGCCUCUGCCUGUAUCCUAAGUCCUUCCUAGAAGUAGAGGCUCCCUGCCUGCCCCAGCCCAGAGUGUGGGCGGAGAAUCUGAGCCCCCUGAUGUUGCUACUGAAGAGGAGACAGAUCGCAGAGCCAGGGAGGUGCCACUUCCUGGACCGGCCUGCUCCAGAAGCACUGAUGCAGGCUCUGGAAGACUUAGACUAUCUGGCUGCCCUGGAUGAUGACGGGGACCUGUCUGACCUGGGAGUUAUCCUAUCAGAGUUCCCCCUGGCCCCUGAGCUGGCCAAAGCCCUGCUGGCCUCGUGCGAGUUUGACUGUGUGGAUGAGAUGCUCACCCUGGCUGCCAUGCUCACUGCUGCCCCUGGGUUUACUCGUCCUCCACUCUGUGCAGAAGAAGCUGCCCUGCGUCGAGCGCUAGAACACGUGGAUGGUGAUCACAGCUCUCUGAUCCAAGUGUAUGAAGCCUUUAUACAGAGUGGAGCAGACAAGGCUUGGUGCCAGGCCCGGGGUCUAAACUGGGCAGCAUUGUGCCAAGCCCGUAAACUUCGGGGAGAACUCCUAGAACUGAUGCAACGGAUUGAACUUCCCUUGUCUCAACCAGCCUUUGGAUCUGAGCAGAAUCGCAGAGACCUUCAGAAAGCGCUGGUGUCAGGAUACUUCCUUAAGGUGGCCCGAGACACAGAUGGAACUGGAAAUUACCUGCUUCUCACCCAUAAGCAUGUGGCCCAGCUCUCCCCACACUGCUGCUACAGAAGCCGCAGGGCUCCUGCCAGACCCCCACUGUGGGUGCUUUACCACAGUUUCUCCAUUUCCAAAGACAACUGCCUUUCCAUUGUUUCUGAAAUUCAGCCACAGAUGCUGGUGGAAUUGGCUCCUCCAUACUUCCUGAGUAACUUACCCCCUAGUGAGAGCAGAGACUUCCUGAACCAGCUGAGGGAAGAAAUGACAGAUUCCUCGACCAGGAGUGAAUCUUCCUCCACCCAAGAACUUGAAAAUGCCUGUGUCCUGCAGUGACCUGCCUCUGGGGUGAAGUUGAAUUCAUCUCAUCACAUGAGAUCUUCCCUCAGGCUAGCACCUAGGCAGCCAUCCAGAUUUAGAAGCCCAAGGGUCAAAUGUAAAUACUGGAACCUGAGUCCCAAGAAAUGGAGCUGGGAGUGGAGCAAAUUGGUUAAGCCCCAGUCUAUACAGGGUAGGACCAAUUCCUUAGCUUUCUUCUAUUUAUUGAAGAGGAACUGACAUGCCCUCCAUACCCCCAACUUAUGCCAAACCCAUCCUUGUGCUCCCUUUUGGUCUAUAAAAGUUGUUUAUAUGAUACCAAA
Cervus elaphus (red deer) is the source of this 3415-nucleotide messenger RNA. It is a transcript of the gene DQX1, whose product is annotated as DEAQ-box RNA dependent ATPase 1. The record is from RefSeq and is a predicted model, not a curated record. The coding region runs from base 951 to 3110 and encodes 719 amino acids. The transcript is spliced from 11 exons. Gene Ontology annotation, cellular component: intracellular anatomical structure; spliceosomal complex. Gene Ontology annotation, molecular function: RNA binding. Lineage: Eukaryota; Metazoa; Chordata; Mammalia; Artiodactyla; Cervidae.